UCAUGCGCGCGCGCGCCUGAAGGUUGCAAUUCGGUUGGAUCGACUGAAUCUGUGGGAAGAGGGAAACACCAUUAUUCUUAUUGGCAAUGCUGAACCAGAAGUGAUGUUCCAGGAGCCGAACAAAUCGAUCUUCGAAGGCGGAGGAGCCACAGCGCAACCCGGGCGAACCUAAUAAUAGCAGCAGCUGUGCGAUGUCAUCGACAAACGCCAGACCGAAGCGGAAUCCGAGGCGGGCAGCCGUGAACAAACAAUGGAGUGAGGAGCACCUGAUGACUAGCCCGAAGUCGCGGCUGGUUGGCUUGGAUUUGGUGAAAUUGCUUCGCCAUCCUGAAGCCUGGACAUGUCUGGAAGAGAGUGAGAAGGAGGAGAUUCUCAAACUCCUUCCCGACAACGCACACCCGAACCCUUACCCUCCGGCUGGCGACCCAGACGCAAAGAUCCCCCCACCACCGGAGUCCUUUCUCCGCUACUCGAAUAAUUGGCGCGACGGCAUCCGCCAAUUCCAGCUGGAUCUCCAGCAUGGUCGCUACCAUCCGGAAUGGCAGCGCCAGGCGGAGAAAGCCGUCGAAGAGAGGGCGGCUGGGAAGUUUGAUCGGUUCAAGGAGGAGGAGUUCGAGGAGUUCUGGGGCCAGAAACAGAAAGUCGACCGGAGGCUGGUGGCCGGACAGAGCUCCCAGGUCAAACUGAAGAUGCUCACUGAUCACGGAGUGAUCUGUGAAGGCGAUAUCUUGAAGUAUUCCCGGGUUUUCUCCACAGGCAAUCAGAAGGUCCUUGUGGAGAAGGAAGCUAGGAUAGUGAAGAUUGAGGGCGCAGACCUGACCGUCGCCGUCCCGCCGGGGCAGCGUGUCUUCCUUUCCUCUGCGCCGGAUUCCGCGAUAGGUUCGACGAGCCCAACAAAUGGAGAGAACUCCAAGGUUGACACAAAAACCACCGAAGUAAAUGGACGACAGCGGGCCGGUGAGACCAACACAGGAUCGGAGCUGAAAGCCGAAAAGACUGAGGCUAUCUCUCAUCAUAAACGCGCGUCAGAUUCUGAGCUCCCUGACAGCAAGAGGCAGCGCUUGGAGUCUCCGAACACCAAUGCAACUGACAACCUGGAUUUGAACAAUGUGGAAGAUCAAACACCUACGGAAAGUUCACUUUCUGAGGGCAAACCUCAGUGUUUGGAGUCUCAAACCAGCACUACAAAUGGUAGUCUAGACCCGAAAGACAUGGAAAUCCAGGCAUCUACGGAUCAGCCGCUUCCCAAACCAGAUUCCAACCAGGAUAGCCCAAAUCCAACCGCGGCUCUGCCUACAGACCACGGCCAAGACGCUAAGGAGAUUAUAGUCUCCAACAUCCAGGGACUCAAUGCAUUGGCCUCGAAAAUCAUAGAAAUAGAUGGGCGGAUCAAGAAGGUGCCAAAUGGUAAUGCUUGGAAGGAGUUCCGAGCUCACAGAAACAACCAGGACAUGGGGAGCUUGUGGGAAGUCAGACAAGCCUGGUUUGUGCGCGAGAACAAGAAGGGAACAUCAACAUAAUUGAUGUGGGUACCGUUUCGACCGAGCCUGGGUGAAUUCGAUCUAAACACAGCCUGUUAUUGGACUAGUCUAGGAUAGUAGAAAUCGGAUGAGAUUGGCUGGCUGACAAC
Aspergillus aculeatinus CBS 121060 is the source of this 1630-nucleotide messenger RNA. RefSeq lists its product as uncharacterized. The transcript has 3 exons. The coding region runs from base 270 to 1520 and encodes 416 amino acids. The record is from RefSeq and is a predicted model, not a curated record. NCBI's taxonomy places the organism in Eukaryota, Fungi, Ascomycota, Eurotiomycetes, Eurotiales, Aspergillaceae.